Molecule: messenger RNA, 1416 nt
Organism: Naegleria fowleri
Lineage: Eukaryota; Heterolobosea; Eutetramitea; Acrasida; Naegleriidae
Exons: 1
Coding region: 1-1416 (471 amino acids)
Source: RefSeq, a predicted model, not a curated record
AUGAGUGCUGUGACUCUGCGACGAAAAAACAUGAAUCGGAUCGAACUGGUUCCACUAAGAGGUUCGAACAUGGCACAGCAGCAGAACGGAGGCGGUGGUGGAACCAGUGAGGGAGAAAAAAUACCCUCAACAUCCUCAUCAUCAAGGUCUGCAAAACUUGUUGAAGAAAGGAGUUCUUUGAUUAGAAAGCCGCCUAUUAACGAUCGAAUGGCUCAUAAAAAGAUGGCUCUUUCCGACAGAGCUACUGCUUUCCCUCAUGUUAGUGAUUUUAGAACUUUCGGAAAGGAAGAAAUAUUGGAGUCGGUUCUUGACAAAAUCAAUUCGCUUUCGAAUCAUUCAUACUUUGUUUGCGGGAGUGAUCUAAAUAGCUCCUCUCACCCUCAAACAGAGGGGAAAACUCCACUAGUUAUAUCUGGAAAGGCACCUAGUACAUUUUCUUCAGAUUCAAUGCCUUCCACUAUCUCCCAGUAUCAACGACACUAUAUUGAAUGGAAAAACACCAAACAAAUUGCGGAAAGCACAAAACAAAUUGCAGAAGCAAUCAAGAGGAAAGAACAUUCUGUUCCUUUUGCUACCUUUGGUGUUUUCUCAAUGGGUGAUAGUGUCUAUAAAAACGAUUUUGUCACUGAAGAAAAACUAAAGAUGCGAAAGAGUCAAAUAGAAAUUGAGGAGAGCAAGAGUUAUAUUUUGAACAACCCUUGGGAAAAGAAUGAAGACGAAGCCAAUGUAAAAGAAAAAGAAGGGCAGGAAGAAAGUAUUGCACAACCAGAGAAUGCUGAUAAUGGAGGAUCAACAAACUCCCAAGUGAUCCAUUCUAAUAACCAAGUCGUCGAAUCUCAAACCCAAGACAACUUGCAACAAAAACAAAGCCCAAUCACAUCUGCUACCUCGACAGCCCCAACAACAGAUGUGCCGGUUGCAAAAUCUCCAGAAGAUAUUCCAAAUGCAUGUUCAUCACCACCCAAUGACCAAAGUGAGGAUUUACCUGAAGAGAUUUCUCAGGCUCCACAUCAUGAAGUCAUGAUGACUAAUAUCACGAAACCUACAGAGUUCGAUUCUACAUCAAUUUUUUCCAUAGCUAGUAGUCGAAGAUCACAAAGACCUCCUGCUUCUGUAAUUUCUUCGAGUUAUUCAAGCUUUAGUAUGUCAAAGAAAGGUAUUAAGGGAGGAAAGCCAAAGUAUAUGCAAAGGCCUUUCACUACAUCACUGAUAGAGCCAAGAUUGAAAAAUUUGACAUCAAAUACAUCAUUUCUUCCUCCCAUAGUAUCAUCACCUCCUUCAAGACAUAGUAGUGAGAUUGUAGACAUCAGAAAUUUCACACCAAUUUCCUCUAGACAUGGAUUUCCAAGAAAAAAUACGUUUAAUUCUGUCGUGCGAUCAACCAAAAUGAUCGAUGAGCUGCUCUCCACUAAUUGA